AUGGUCAAGUUAAAUGAGUCACAGCCCGGAGCAACCUCAAUAUCAAGAGAAAUGAAUUCCUCCGACUUCAAUUUCUUCUCCCUUCUCCAAAGCCAACCAAAAGUUCCGGUGGUAUUCUACUGGCCGGAAAAAGAUGUGACCCCUUCGGAAGGCGACCUAGACCUUCCAAUAGUCGACCUGAGUGGCUUCUUAAAUGGCGAUGAAGCCGAGACGCAGCUUGCAGCUAAGGCCGUGAGAGAAGCAUGCAUGGCUCACGGUACCUUUCUAGUGAUCAAUCAUGGCUUCAAGUCCGGCUUGGCUGAGAAGGCACUUGAGACAUCGAGUUUGUUCUUUGGACUGUCCAAGGAUGAGAAGCAAAAGACUGUGAGGAUCCCAGGUAGCAUAUCUGGCUAUACCGCAGGUCACAGCCAAAGAUUCUCCACCAACCUUCCUUGGAAUGAGACUUUAACUUUGGCUUUCAAGAAGGGUCCACCUCAAGUCGUUGAGGAAUUUUUCACCACAAGGCUAGGCGACCACCGUCAAGAGAUUGGUCAAGUGUUCCAAGAAUUUUGUGAGGCAAUGAACUGUUUGAUUCUGGAGUUGAUGGAGUUACUAGGAAUAAGUAUGGGUUUGAAGGACCGGACAUAUUACCGAAGAUUCUUCGGAGACGGAAAUGCCAUUUUCAGGUGCAACUAUUAUCCGCCAUGCAAGCAGCCGGAAAAAGCCCUUGGUGUGGGUCCUCAUAAUGACCCAACGGCUAUCACCGUUCUGCUCCAAGACGAUAUAGUCGGGUUGGAGGUAUUUGCCGGAGGCAAAUGGCAGACCGUGCGCCCUUGUCCCGGUGCUCUUGUUGUCAACGUUGGAGACACCUUCAUGGCCCUAUCAAACGGAAUCUACAAGAGUUGCUUCCAUAGGGCAGUGGUUAACAUGGAGAGAGUGAGAAGGUCGUUGGUGUUCUUUUCUUGUCCUAGAAGAGACAAGAUCAUCGCACCUCCUCCUGAACUUGUGGAGGCUAAAGAAGCUUCUAGAAUGUACCCUGACUUCACUUGGGAACAGCUCCAGAAAUUUACUCAGUCCGGCUACCGAGUCGACAACACCACUCUCCAGAACUUCUCUUCCUGGCUCGCCACUGACUCUGCCAAGAACCAUGUCAUCGACAAGAAAUCAACUUGA
Messenger RNA from Arabis nemorensis, 1152 nucleotides. The record is from the annotation of a GenBank genome assembly. NCBI's taxonomy places the organism in Eukaryota, Viridiplantae, Streptophyta, Magnoliopsida, Brassicales, Brassicaceae.